AUGUUCGUGAAUGCGAACAGAUUCUUGUGUGGCGUGACACAGACAUCCCUCCCUGCAACCGUUCUUGUGAAGAGGCAAGUGCGCGCAGCACCACCAGCGUCAGCGGCGCCCGGGGGGGGCAGAGGCGCGCCUAGUCCCGCGGGAGCAGGAGGUCGGGGAGGAAGGGGCGCGCCGCCAGGGGGAAGAGGUGGGCCCGUUCCCGCAGGAGCACCAGGGGGAGCGGGAGCCCCUGGCGCAGGCGGAGGGCGUGGGCGCGGGGGGCGCGGGCGGGGAGGACGCGGAGAGCAGGCGCAAGGAGCGGGGGGUGUUGGGGGCAUCACCGCAGGCAUGGCGCAGAUGGGUGUGUCCGCGCCACCCGCGGAUUUCCCCGCCCUCGCACCUGCGCGCGCCCCCGCCCCCGCACCCGCGCGUGGCCCUGCUCCUACCCCCGCACCCGUUGCCCCUACUCCCGCGCCUAUGCCCGCUGCUGCUCCGCGCGCGCCGGCACCUGCUGCGUUUGCGCCUGCCCCCGUACCGGCCGCGCCCGCGCCCGUAGCGGGUGCGCCGGCGGCGGGCGUGGCGGUGACGAUGGCGGGCCCCGCGGGCGUGUCGAGCAGGGCGCUGGUGGCGGCCGCGCGGCCCGAUUUCGGCAAGCUGGGGCGGCCCGUGAUGCUGCUGGCGAACCACUUCAAAAUCGACUUCCAGGACCUGGUCAUCUACCAUUACGACGUGGACUUCUCCCCCGCGCUCGCCUCCAAGGGCGUCAUGCGCGCAGCCAUCCGCCAGCUGGCGGAGACCUACAGCGCGCAGCUCGUCUCCCCCGCCCCUGGGGGCGCCCCCAGCGCCCCCGUGCGCCCCGUCUUCGACGGCAUGAAGAACAUCUUCACUGCCCGCCCGCUGCCGUUCAACAGCCAGGAGUUUCGUGUGGUGCUGCCCGAUAAAGACGAAGGGGCAGGUGGGGGGAGAGGCGGCGGAGGAGGCGGGGGGAGGGGAGGUAGUAGCAGUGGUGCUGGGCGCGGGGGCGGGAGGGGCGGGCGCGGAGGGGGGGAGCGGAGGGAGCGGGCGGUGAAGGUGACGGUGAAGCUAGCUCAGCAGUACCCCAUGUCGUCCAUGGCUUCUUUUCUGCAGGGGCGGCAGGCCGACAUUCCGCAAGUGCUGCUGCAGGCACUCGACGUGGCAUUGAGGGAGCGACUCCUCACCAGCCUCACCCCGGUGGGUCGCUCGCUCUACUCCGCCUCUCUCGGCAGCACGGCGCUGGGCGGCGGAGUAACAGCCUACCGCGGCUUCUUCCAGUCGGUGCGCUUCUCCCAGCAGGGCCUGGCGCUCAACGUCGACAUGGCUGCCACCGCUUUCCACCACGACAUGCCGCUCCUCACCUUUGCCGCUGACUUCCUGGGGCGUGGUGGGGGCGGGGGAGGCGGCGGGAGAGGCGGGGGGAGGGGUGGGUUCGGGGGGAGGGGUGGUCGGGGGCCGGGAGGGGGAGGAGGAGGCGGGUUUGCACCGAAUGCGUCGCUGAGCGAUGGGGAGAGAGUGAAGCUGAAGCGUGCGCUGCAUGGGAUCAAAGUGGGGGUCACUCACCGCGACACGCCCCGCCGCUACCGCAUCCAGGGUCUCACGCGCGAGCCAGCACACGCUCUCACCUUCACCAUAGAAGGGCAAGGGGAGACCUCCCUGGUGGCCUACUUCCGCUCCGCCUAUGGUUACACCAUCCGCCACCCCAACCUGCCCUGCGUCAUGGCGGGCGGCGGGGGGAAGAGCUAUCUGCCAAUGGAGGUGUGCCACAUCAUCGGCGGGCAGCGGUACGGGCCGAAGCUGAACGAGGAGCAGGUCAGCUCGCUGCUGCGCUUCACGUGCACGCGGCCAGACGUGAGGGCGGGGGAGAUUGGCAGCAUGGUCACUCGCAAUGACUACCCCAACGACCCCUAUGCGCGCGAGUUCGGCAUGCGGGUGCACCCCGAGAUGACGCGUCUGCAGGGCCGCCUGCUGGACCCGCCCCGCCUCGUGUACAAGGACAAGAAGGACGUGGUGCCAAGAUUCGGAGCGUGGAACAUGAUGGGCGGGCAGAGGCUGAUAGACGGGGCGCGCAUAAUGCACUGGACCAUCAUCAACUUCGCCCCGUACCUCGACGCCAUGGGCGUGCAGCGCUUCGGCCAGGCCCUCACGCAGCGCUGUGCUGAGCUGGGCGUGCAUAUGGAGCCGCUGCACCACUGCCGCCUCUCACGAGCCGCGUGGAGGCGGUGGACGCCCCCUCCUUGCCUCACCACCCCUGCCCUCUUUCCCCCCUCAUCCCUCCCCCUCCACCAUCAGAUGGAGCCGCGUCCAGUGGUGCCGCCCCUGACGGGCCGGGUGGAGUCGGUGGAGGCGGUCAUGCGCCAGCUGGCGGACGCUAGCAGCCGAGCGGUGCCGCCCGGGCAGUGGCUGCAGCUGGCGGUGGUGAUCCUGCCGGGCCGAGGCACGUUCUACAACGAGAUCAAGCUGAUCGCUGAGACACAGCUGAAUGUGGUCACGCAGUGCUGCCUUGUGAACCACGCCCAGAAGUGCCAGUCACAGUACCUGGCCAACCAGGUAUUGAAAAUCAACGUGAAGUCACAGUACCUGGCGAAUCUAGUGCUGAAGAUCAACGUGAAGCUGGGCGGGCGCAACGUGCUGCUGCAGUCAGAGAGCAUCGGCCGCCUGCCCAUGGUGGCCGAGCGCCCCACCAUUGUGUUCGGCGCUGAUGUCACUCACCCCAGCCCGGGGGAUGAUUCCUCGCCCUCCAUCGCCGCUGUCGUCGCCUCCCGGGACUGGCCGUGUGCGAACCGGUACGGGUGUCUGCUGCGCACGCAGGCGCACCGGCAGGAGAUGAUAGAGGGGCUGCACGAGGAGCGGCAAGGGGCGGACGGCAGCAUGCAGGCGGGCGGGCUGGUGAGGGAUCUGCUGAUGGAGUUCUACCAGACCGCCAAGCGCAAGCCUGAACGUAUCAUCUUCUUCCGAGAUGGUGUUAGUGAAGGCCAGUUCUACCAGGUGCUGGCGUACGAGCUGGAGGCAGUAAAAGCCGCGUGCCGGGCCAUGGACCCAUCGGGCAGCUACAGCCCGCGCAUCACCUACAUGGUGGUGCAGAAGCGGCACCACACGCGGCUGUUCCCCGCGGACAACAACCGUGACAAGAACGGCAACGUGAUGCCGGGCACGGUGGUGGACUCGGUCAUCUGCCACCCCAGGGAGUUUGACUUCUUCCUCAACUCCCACGCCUCCAUCCAGGGCACCUCUCGCCCAACACACUACCGGGUGUUGUGGGACGAGAACGGCUUCACGGCCGACAGCAUGCAGGCGCUCUGCUACUCCCUCUGCUACACCUACGCGCGCUGCACGCGCUCCGUCUCCCUCGUGCCGCCCGCCUACUAUGCUGACCUGGCGGCCACGCGCGCGCGCCUUUACCUGGAGGGCAUCUCGGGCAGCAUGCGGGGGAGCGGGUCCGAGAGUGGGUCGGCGGCCGGGCGGGCGGCAGGGGGCGGCGAGGUGGCGGGGUCGGGCGGCACGGGGAGCUCCAGUGGGUCGUCGCGGGUGGGCGGGGCACCACCUGUGGUGCCGCUGCCGGUGGUCAUGCCUGUCCCCAGGAAGGGCAUGUUCUUCUGCUGA
Molecule: messenger RNA, 3597 nt
Organism: Closterium sp. NIES-65
Lineage: Eukaryota; Viridiplantae; Streptophyta; Zygnematophyceae; Desmidiales; Closteriaceae
Source: the annotation of a GenBank genome assembly